Raphanus sativus (radish) is the source of this 4516-nucleotide messenger RNA. RefSeq names its product homeobox-leucine zipper protein HDG2. The transcript is spliced from 17 exons. Gene Ontology annotation, molecular function: lipid binding; DNA binding; DNA-binding transcription factor activity, RNA polymerase II-specific. The record is from RefSeq and is a predicted model, not a curated record. Lineage: Eukaryota; Viridiplantae; Streptophyta; Magnoliopsida; Brassicales; Brassicaceae. Bases 2085 to 4241 code for a protein of 718 amino acids. Gene Ontology annotation, biological process: regulation of DNA-templated transcription.
AUUUGUGGCCCACCGAAAGUUUCGCGUCUGUGGCCCAUAACUGUUACGACUCUUUCUUCUUCCCGUUGACGCCGUCUCGGUGACCUCUUCACCGGCGCAAGAGAAACGGCUCACCUCGCCUUCAAUCCGGCAUUUAUUCUGAGCUUCUCUGUUAGUGUAAUCAACCCUUCUCUUUAAGAGUGCUAUCAGCCUCUUCGUUUCCAUUAAAACCGACGCCCUCUCUCACUGUAAAUAUGACCCUUUCUGCCAUCCACAGACCUUCUCGCACCAAAUUUCAAACCAAGCCAAUUUCGAUUAAGAGAUUCCGAUGGCCAAUUCAUACACUGUUCUUGCUAACCUCAGAGCCGGUAGAUGCUCUAACAAGGCGGAGGUCCGUCUGCUGCGGUUCUGGGAUGCGAAAAACAUCAAAGGUGGAAAACUGAUCAGCCUCGAGAUGUUGUUGAUUGACGAAGAAUUUCUUUCAGUAUCUUCGAUUUCUAUCUCCUUAUGUUUACUGUUUAAGUGGUCGGACUCCGACUUCACCCGGAGCAAUUUCGGUUUUCGUCUGUCCUAUGCCCAUGUCUCCGUUCGCUUCAAUGAUGGCACGUCUUUCACUGAAAGAACCGAUUCAGUUAAGUCAAUACCAAUUGAAAUGUUCCGGAAUCAUACGAGCUAUUGUCAUUUUUAAAUACCUUGACGAGAGUUUAAUAUCCUUGGAUUGGUUUCAUUGAUCCAGGUUCUAUCAGGUUUACUUUUGAGUGGAUUGUGUUCCUCUGAGCACAGUUUUCGAUUUGGAUCAAUGUUACUCCAUCCCAGCAUAUCUGUUAACCUCCAUCACUUUGGGUUAUUCAUCUGCUAAUUCUGAAAGAUAAUUUAUAUUUUACUAAUUCAGCCCCUUCUUUUUGCUGUUGAUGAUACUGUGAUCAUGCAGUUUAUGAAUGGUACUGGGAGACACGUAGGAAUCAGAGUGGACUACUCAGCUGCUUCCUGGUUAAACACUUAAGUUUAUUUCAAUGAGCCUAUUUGCUUUGGUUAUCUGAAUAUGAAAGGCGGUAAAACCUUCCACUUUUAAAAAUAUAUCAAUCUUAUUCAGUGGUCUCAUGCAUUUGUAUAAUUGUAUUUGUUCAAGCUAUGCUCAGGGAGAGAAGUAAUCAGUUCAUUGUCGAAGCUUAUAUCAAAGGUCUUGACCACGUCCACUUUGGCUCAAGUUUGAGCAAGCACUGAGUUCUAUGGAGAACCCAAGCGGAAGCUGCUUUAUUCUAUGAUACCAUUGCCUAUACGUACUUACACUCUGGUGAAGAAUAAAGGGUUUAGCUUGGAUUCGUGUGUUUGUGACUCAUUUUUUAUUCAAAGCGCAAACCUAUGCAAGUGUUUGAUCCUAAUACAAUUGACCUAGGAUAGGUUACUACUUCCGGUAGACAAAUCUGAUAAAGUGACCUGCACAAAGCUACAAUCAUUCAUAGAAGAACUCAAGCAGCCUCUCUACUUCACCACUCCUAUGGCUAUUGUGGUCAUUACCAAGUUAACCUUUCAGAACAUCUCAAUGGUGAUGGUGGAUCAUCUUGGAAACCUCGCUGUUACCAUCGCCUCUCUCAGCUCCUCCUUCUACAAUAUCAUUGGCUACAGGUUUAUUGUAAAUAUUUUUAUCUUUCCUUUUAUCUAAGUUACAAGAACCUUGGAAACUGCACCUCCAUUCACUUGAUUUUUUUUAAAUGUAUACAAGUGGCUUUUCUUCUACGUGCAAUCUUUGAUUGGCAUUCUUUUUAUUAGUUAAACUAAUCACUUGCAACAUUUGGUUUUGGUAAGGUUAACGUUCUAUAUCAAACCUUCACCGAAAUGGGUAAGAGUGUCUAACAGAGGUUACGUAGUUUUAUAUAUGUGAUACAUCCUUCAACAAUCCCUUGACGGAUGAUACACUUAAUUGCCCCACAGGUAUACUCCUACGGUUUACAACCAUAUGUCUAAAACAUGAUGGUGGAUUCUCUGGCUCACCCACUUUCUUGCAUAUCAAAAAGAGAGUGAUCAGACAAAACUGGAGUGAGAAACGAAGCUAACAAAGGAACCAUAAAGAUCUUCCAGAUUAUCCAAAGAAAGAAAUAGCAAAAAUGUCCCAGCCCAACAUGGUACCAGUGGAGAUGAACAACAAUGUCGGAGACAACACCACCACCAACAACAACAGCAUGAAUGGUGGUAUUGUUUUUGGGGAUGGAGAAUUUGACAGUGCGAAUACAAGUGAGAAUCAAGAAGAUGGAAGCGAUCAUCAAGAUCCAGCUCGUCCUAGUAAGAGAAAAAGAUAUCAUCGUCACACCAAACAUCAAAUCCAGGAAAUGGAAAAUUUCUUCAAAGAGUGUCCUCAUCCAGAUGACGCGCAAAGGAAAGAUCUUAGCCGUCAGCUGGGAUUAGACCAUCAUCAGAUCAAAUUCUGGUUCCAGAACAAACGCACCCAAAUCAAGAAUCAUCAAGAACGCCAUGAGAACUUACAACUUCGGGCAGAGAACGAUAGGCUUAAAGCCGAACACCACCAAUGUCGAGCAUCUAUUCCUAAUGCCAGAUGUCAUAAGUGUGGAGGUAAAACCGCAAUUGGUGAAAUGUUUAUCGAGGAACAUCAACUUCGUCUCGAAAAUGCUCGGUUAGCUGAAGAGAUCCGUCAAUUGUCUUUGGUGGUGGCCAAGUGUACAAGCAAGCCUGUAAUGAACUAUACCCUUACGACUCCUCCUGUUCCAGCUCGACCUUUUGAAGGGAUAGCAUCUAAUAGAAGAGAAGCGUAUGGAAGCAUCGGAAACCUCCCGGGGUCAGCCCUUAGAGUGAGAGAUGUCGAUAAGCCGUUGAUCAAAGAGUUAGCAGUUGUAGCCAUGGAGGAGCUAAUCGCAAUGGCUCGACUGGAUGAACCGCUGUGGAACAUACGAGCUAAUGGCACGAGCUUAGCUUUAAACUUGAAUGAAUACACAAGAACAUUUGGGAACGUAGUUGGGCCUAUACUGAAUGGGUUUAGAACCGAGGCAUCCAAGGCAACCUCAAUCGUGUUCAUGAACCAUCUGGACAUUGUUCAAAGUCUAAUGGAUGUGAAUCUUUGGUCGAACAUGUUUGCUAGAAUGGUUGCUAGAUCCAUGAGUCAUGACCUUAUCUUGACUGAAGUCCAAGGAAACUUUGACGGAGCGUUCCAUCUGAUGACUGCUGAAUACCAAGUUCUUUCGCCAGUAGUCUCAACCCGAGAAUGCUACUUCGUCCGCUACUCUAAGCAGCGAGGUGACGGUAUAUGGGCGGUGGUGGAUGUUUCUAUCGAGCAUCUCUUUCCACACCUUGAACUUAAAUGUCGGAGACGGCCUUCUGGAUGUCUGAUUCAACAACUUGAAAAUGGAUACUGCAAGGUUACUUGGGUUGAGCAUGUGGAGGUAGAUGACGGAGAAGUACACCCCUUGUAUAAGUCCUUAAUCAGCUCUGGGCAAGCUUUAAGUGCUGAAAGUUGGGUUGAAACAUUGGAGCGGCAGUGCGAGCGUUUGGCCUACAUCAUGGCUCCAAAUGUUCCAUCCAUAGAACCGGAUGGUCUAAUAAUGAUAACCAACAUUGCAAAGCAGAGCCUUAUGAAAAUAGCUGAGCGGAUGACAAGAAGUUUCCUUUCAGGAGUGGCUAAUUCAGCUGGAGAUACAUGGUUUAAGUUGCCUGGUAAUACAGGAAAUCCUGUCAGAGUGAUGGCUCGGAAGAGCUUUAAUGAUCCAGGAAGGCCUGUAGGGGUCAUUCUCUAUGCAUCCACUUCGUUUUGGCUCCCGGUUUCCCCUAACACUGUCUUUGACUUCCUCAGAGAUGCCAACAAUCGAACAUAUUGGGAUGUUAUCACCACUGGUGGGGAAGCUGUGCAGUUGAUGUCACAGAUUAGCAAUGGGAGAGACAUUAGGAACUGUGUAUCGUUACUCCGGACCCAAAACACUAGCCAGAACAAUAAGAUGAUGAUCCAAGAGACCUCUACUGACCCAACAGCUUCGUUUGUGAUCUAUGCACCUCUUGAUGUAACAUUGAUAGAGAAUGUUCUCAAGGGUGGUGACCCUGACUACGUGUCACUACUUCCUAUGGGUUUUGCUAUUCUUCCUGAUGGUACUGCUCAGCAUGGAAGAGAAGGAGGGUCACUCGUGAGUGCUUCCUUUCAGGUUCUGGUUGAAACAGAUCCUUUGGCUACGCUGUCUUUUAUCUCCGUUGCAACCACUGAGAAUCUGAUCUUAACAACCGUGAAUAAGAUCAAAGCUUACUUUAAUCAGCAGCCUUUUUAGUAAGGGAAGUAAGCUAAAGGGGAUGCAGAGGGGUGAAUCAAUGGAAGGAGUCAAGAAGGAACCUGAGAAGAAACCAUCCUUAGUUUUUUUAAUGUACUUCCUUGUGAACUUCUGCUAAGACCUUUGUUAUUUCAGUUUGUGUUUUUUUCUUUCAUCUUUAUUGUUGGAACCUUUUUUUUUUUUUUUUGAACACCCUAUUGUUGGAACCUUAACAACUCAUUUUCUCUGUUUGUGUUCUAAAUAUUUUUUUUGAACUUCCUCUAAUGGCUUUUGAU